AUGGGCAGAGCCCGGGCUGUUCGGGGGACCGGCAGCCGAGCAGGGCCUCUUCCCUUCGGGGUUGGUCGGGCUUUUUGCCGGACCGAGACGCACGUGGGCCGGGUCUCGCCUUGCGCGCAAACUUUUUCGCCCUCUGCGCCUCCGGGGUGGGCUUCCUUCCGGGGCCCCCUGCGCUGCCUUGCCCGCCUCUCCUCCUCCGCCGCCUUCCCAGGAGCCCUCUCCCGCAGAGUCCCCAAAGCGCCUUCUCUCUCCCCCGCCCCUCCACUGACUGCUGCCCGUCUUGUCCUCUCUCUCUCCCGCCAGGCUGCCGCCGCCGCCGCCUUCUCGUCGUCGUCGUCCUGCUCGGCGGGGCGCGGCGCGGGCGCCGCCGGGGGACUCCGGCUGGAGGCGGUGAUGGAGAACCUGCAGCGGGCGCAGGCAGCGCGCCUCGAGGAGAAGCUGCGCCGGGCGCAGGCGGCCCAGCCUGGAGCCGGGGGGCCAGGAGGCGGCGGCGGCGGCGCCCCCCGCGGCCAGCAGCCCUCGCCACCCCCGUUGCGCUCGGCGCUGGAGACACGCGCCCCCCCGCAGCAGCAGCCCCGUCCAUGCGGAGGCGGCGCUGCCGCCGCGGGCAGCCCGCUGGCCCUGCGCCACUUCGCGGCGGCCGGGCGCUGCGGGGGGCUGCCCGCGCCCUCCGCCCGCGCCCCCCCAUUGCCGCCGCCGCUGCCGCUCCCCACUCGCCCCCCACCGGACGCCGCCGCCCGCAGCCGGUCCCAGACGGAGCGCGGCUCCGCCUUGCGCCACGAGGAAGAGGAGGGCGGCGAGGAGGAGGAGGGCGAAGCCGUGGCGGCGGAGCCCCACUUCUCCCAGCGGCCCUCCUCCGGCCCUGCGGCCGCCUCGCCGCCGCCCGCGGCCCCCCAGCAGCAGCACCACGAGUGGACCUACGAGGAGCAGUUCAAGCAGCUCUAUGAACUGGACACGGACCCCAAACGCAAGGAGUUCCUGGAUGACCUGUUUGGCUUCAUGCAGAAGAGAGGAACCCCCGUGAACCGGAUCCCCAUCAUGGCCAAGCAGGUGCUGGACCUCUACACUCUGUACCGGCUGGUGACCGAGAAAGGGGGCCUGGUGGAGGUCAUCAACAAGAAGAUCUGGCGGGAGAUCACCAAAGGCCUGAAUCUGCCCACCUCCAUCACCAGCGCCGCCUUCACCCUCCGCACGCAAUACAUGAAAUACCUCUACCCCUACGAGUGUGAGAAACGCGGGCUGAGCUCCCCGGGUGAGUUGCAAGCCGCCAUUGACAGCAACCGGCGGGAGGGGCGGCGGCAGACCUUUGGGACGACGCUGUUCAACUACUCCCCCGUGGGGACUCCGGCCGUCUUGUCCUCCUCGAAGAUCCCCCUGCCCGCCCUCACCAUCUCCACGCACAGCUGCAGCCAGAUCAGCCAGAUGCACGCCAUCAAGAAAGAGGAGAGCAUCCUGUCCUCAGCCGUCCCCAGCCGCAUCGCCAUCCCCGUCAGCCUCACCGGGCAUCCCCUGGUGGCGGCACAAGCGACCGCGUCUCAGGCGGCGGCCCUGGAGCAGCUGCGGGAGAAGCUGGAGACUGGGGAGCCGCCCGAGAAGAAGAUGGCCCUGGUCGCCGAGGAGCAGCAGCGCCUGGUCCAGCACGCCCUCCAGCAGAACCUCCUGGCCAUGGCCUCCCAGUUCCCAGUCAACAUCAAGAUCAACAACCGCGGAGAUGACAGACAGGAGGCUGCAUUGAACCUGUCCACCAACGGCAUUAGCAGCAUCAACAUGUCAAUAGAAAUAAAUGGAGUUGUCUACACAGGCGUGCUCUUUGCCCGGAGGUCCAGCAUCCCCGGCAGUGCUGCGGGCGCCCACAGCCACGUGGGGCCAGUGACAUCGCAGAGCCAGCUGCUGCCCGCCACGCCGCGGGGCCACGCUCCGGCCAGCGCCUCGCCGUGAGGGGAGAUGUCCCAGGAGCCCCCCUCUCGGGCCCCUGCUCCGUCCUGGUGCCAGAACCCUUGAACAGCCGGGCUGUGCUACGAGCUCCCGGGGGUCUGACGAGCUCGGCGUGGCCAGCAGCUGC
Hemicordylus capensis (graceful crag lizard) is the source of this 2062-nucleotide messenger RNA. RefSeq names its product AT-rich interaction domain 3C (gene ARID3C). The transcript is spliced from 8 exons. The coding region runs from base 1 to 1938 and encodes 645 amino acids. The record is from RefSeq and is a predicted model, not a curated record. Gene Ontology annotation, biological process: regulation of transcription by RNA polymerase II. Gene Ontology annotation, molecular function: DNA binding. Gene Ontology annotation, cellular component: nucleus. Lineage: Eukaryota; Metazoa; Chordata; Lepidosauria; Squamata; Cordylidae.